Cucurbita pepo subsp. pepo (vegetable marrow) is the source of this 2666-nucleotide messenger RNA. The record is from RefSeq and is a predicted model, not a curated record. NCBI's taxonomy places the organism in Eukaryota, Viridiplantae, Streptophyta, Magnoliopsida, Cucurbitales, Cucurbitaceae.
CCAAUUGAUGUCUCAAUAAAUCGUUUGAAUCAUACUUCCCAGAUUAAUCCAGAGUUGAGUUCAGUCCAAUUCGUUUAGCCUCUGAGUCACCGGCUCUCUCUCGCCGUCGCUACCACCGCCGGGGAGCGUUCGGAGCUUCUUCUCUCCCUCAGUUUCUCCCCAACCCAUUGCUUACAACAGACCCACCUUGGUUCCCACUACAAACCCUGAAAAAUGUCCGGCGGGUUUUUCCGGGGUACGACUGCGGACCAAGACACUCGUUUUUCAAACAAGCAAGCAAAGCUGCUGAAGUCACAGAAGUUCCCUGCUGAACUAGACCAACUGGUUGAUACGACAAAGGUGAAGAUGGACGUUAUCAGGCCGUGGAUUGCUACGAGGGCGACUGAGCUUCUUGGGUUUGAAGAUGAAGUUCUUAUUAACUUCAUAUAUGGCCUUUUGGAUAGCAAGGAAGUAAAUGGGAAGGAAGUUCAAAUACAACUCACUGGGUUCAUGGAAAAGAACACUGUGAAGUUUAUGAAAGAGCUUUGGACACUACUUCUAAGUGCCCAGAAGAACGCCAGUGGUGUACCUCAACAAUUUUUGGAUGCCAAGGAAGAAGAAAUUAGGAAGAAGAAGGCAGAGACAGAUUUUCUUGCAAAUGAAAUUCAGAAAAAGAGAGAGAAGGAACAUAAAGAAAUUGAGGAGCAGAGAUCAAAGAAUAUGGACGAUGGGGCUGAAAAGGUGGCCGAUUUUGUAUUGGAGCCUACGUCAAUGAAUCGUUCAGAGGACGAGGAAGAGGCUGAAAAGAGUAAUGGUGUUAGGGGAAGAAGCAGUGAUGGACACAAGUCAAGGAGCAUGUCUCGAUCACCUCAACGGCUACGAGACUCCUUUUCGCAAGAAAGAUUAUCUAUUAGCCCACGUCGUAGGGACCAUCGUGAUUCAUCCUCUCCUCGACAUAGAUCAUCUGAUUCAAGAAGGUCUAGAUCUACUUCACAUCGUAAAUCUCUUUCUCCAGUAGUGCAUCAGUUGCGGUCUCCUUCUCAACAUAGUUCACCAUCUCCUCAUUGUAAAUCACCACAUCAACUAUCUUCGUCUGGGCAACGUCGAUCAUCGUCACCUGCACAACGAAGGUCACCAUCACUUGAUAAGCAUAAUAGAUCACCAUCACCAUCUGAGCAUUGCAGGUCACUAUCACCAAUUAGACACAGUCGUUUGCCUUCACCUGCUCGACGUCGUAGAUCACCAUCUCCUGAAUGGCGUCGUAGAUCACCAUCUCCUGAAUGGCGUCGUAGAUCACCAUCUCCUGAAUGGCGUCGUAGAUCACCAUCACCAAAAUGGAGUCGUAGGUCACCAUCACCAAGACGACGUCGUAGGUCACCAUCACCAAGACGACGUCGUAGGUCUCCAUCACCAAGACGACGUCGUAGGUCUCCAUCACCAAGACGGCGUCACAGGUCUCCAUCACCUGUACGACGCCAAAGGUCACCAACUCCUGUACGACGCCGAAGGUCACCAACUCCUGUACGACGUCGAAGGUCACCAACUCCUGUACGACGUCGAUGGUCACCAUCUCCAAUACGAAGUCGAAGGUCACCAUCGUCGCCGCGUCAUUACAGGUCACCAUCUCCACACCGUCGCAAAUCACCUUCCCUUGUGCGUCGUCAUAGAUCGCCAUCUCCAGCACACUACCGGAGAUCGCCCUCACCUAUUAAACGCCACCCAUCUCGUUCUCCAAGGCAACGCUCUAUGUCACCUUCAUCCUCACCAAUACAGAAAUGGGAUAGGCCAUCACCACAUGAUCAUCACAUAACACCCUCUCCUCUAGAACGUAGAUCUCCAUCAUCUCCAGCACGUCUCAAGAGAUCAAGCCUUUCUCAACAUAGAUCCAUUUCACCAUAUGAUCGGAGUUAUUCAUCAAAGGAGCGGGGAAACCGAUCGCCUGUCAAAGUAAAAUCUCCCAGGGUCAGAACCAGUGAUGAAAAAAGCUACUCACGCCGAGGUAAAGCCAAGGAAACUGAGGCUCGGACUGUCGAAAAUAAUAAUAACCGGCGCGAGGUCUCAGAUUCUGAUAUGGAGGAAGGCUAUAAGCAUAAAACCAGAAGUAAGGGUAGGAAAAGACACAGAAGAUCAGACAAGAGUGACACUUCUUCGGAGAGAAGACAUAGAAGAUCAGACAGGAGUGACACUUCUUUAGAGAGAAGACACAGAAGAUCAGACAGGCGCGACACUUCUUCGGAAGACAGCUAUGAUAGUGAAUUGGAGAGGAAGGAGGCCCGGAGAAGGAAGGAGGAGGAGAGGAGGUGUUGGAAGGAGAAGAAGCGACAAAGACGUGAAGAGCAUCGACGUAAAAAGGAAAAGCGGCGUGCUGAGAAGACGAAAGCUAAGACUUUCAGUUAUGAUUGCUCGGAAGAGUGUUGUCCGAGUGAUAGUGCGUAUGAGGCCGAGCAGAGAAGGUUAGAGGUCGAGUUGAGGAAUAAGGCACUGGAAGCAUUCAAUGCAAGGAAAGGGAGAAGGCAUAAUAGAUCUUCAGAAUAGUCUUGUCCUUCCACAUAAAAGGUAUUGAUAAAUGGUGAUUUCUUUGAUGUUCAUUUGAAUGCAAACUCAGCACAGAGCUUGUUUUGGAGUUCUUUUAGAAUGGCAGCCUUACCUUAGCUACUUACAGAAAUCUUAUCGAAUCUUUAACUCAA